AUGUCAACUUUUUCAAUAAAUUCAAAUAUUAUUCAUAUUGGAAUGAUCCGUAAUGGAUGUUUUGAUUAUCAAUUUGAUUUAAAUUAUCCUUCACAAUUAAAUCAAAUAAUAAGUCAAGAGCAAUUUGAAGAAUCAAUAAAUGAAAUAAAUCGUUCAACUAAUGCAUCAUUUAUUGAAAAAUUCAAAAUAAUUAUUUGUUUAUUAUGUGCAAUUACUGGACUUGUAAUAUCUGUUAUUGGAGGGAUUUUUCAAGACACUUUGAAUGAUAAAAAUGAUGAUCUUCCAAAAUAUGAAAUUAUUCAAUUUAAUGGAAAUUCUGUUGGUUAUCAUUCGACAUCGAAUGAACAAGAACAAAAUCCUCCUCCACCAUAUUCCAGUCUCUGUACAUAG
Adineta steineri is the source of this 390-nucleotide messenger RNA. NCBI's taxonomy places the organism in Eukaryota, Metazoa, Rotifera, Eurotatoria, Adinetida, Adinetidae. The record is from the annotation of a GenBank genome assembly.